Solanum lycopersicum (tomato) is the source of this 1447-nucleotide messenger RNA. RefSeq names its product casein kinase II subunit beta-3. Gene Ontology annotation, cellular component: protein kinase CK2 complex; cytoplasm. NCBI's taxonomy places the organism in Eukaryota, Viridiplantae, Streptophyta, Magnoliopsida, Solanales, Solanaceae. Gene Ontology annotation, molecular function: protein kinase regulator activity. The record is from RefSeq and is a predicted model, not a curated record.
GAUACAUUAGCAUUACCCAUCCGAAAAAAUCGCCUAAGCAAAGCUAAGCUAAGUUCUUCCCGCCGGUGUUUAUAUAUCACCUUCUCCGGUCACAAUUCCUUCUCUGUCUCUCUCUAAAACAUUCCAUCAAUAAGCAUAGAUUAGAGAGAGAAAAUGGGAUAACCUUCAAUCCCCCUCACCAAAAACCCUAAGUUUCUCUCUCCUCGUUUCUCGGACAUUGAAGCCCUAGGGUUCGAGUCCUGUUGUUUAAUUGUCGUAUAAGCUGAGGAGAGAGAUAUGUACAAAGAAAGAAGAGUUGGCGGUGGAUCGAAGCCGGAGAUGGGACGUGUAGGUGAUAGGAAGAGAUUAAAUGAAGCCUUGGAUAAGCACUUGGAGCGCUCAUCUCCUUCUACCUCCACUACUACUGUCAGGGGUACUAAUGGAAAGGAUCAUCGCUUUGCCCUGUCCAAAUCCAAGGACCAGCUCAGAAACUCUGCUCCUCCUCCUCCUCCUGAUAAUAAGUGCUCUGAUGCAGAAUCUGAAACAGACAGUGAGGCAUCAGAUAUUAGUGGUUCUGAUGGAGAAGACACUUCAUGGAUCUCAUGGUACUGCGGUCUACGUGGGAAUGAGUUCUUCUGUGAAGUUGAUGAUGACUACAUCCAAGAUGACUUUAACCUGUGCGGUCUAAGCAGCCUCGUACCAUAUUAUGACUAUGCACUUGAUCUGAUUCUAGACGUCGAAUCUUCUCAUGGUGAUAUGUUUACAGAAGAACAGAAUGAACUAGUUGAAUCAGCAGCAGAGAUGCUUUAUGGUCUAAUACAUGCCCGCUACAUCUUGACAACAAAGGGACUCGCUGCUAUGUUAGAGAAGUACAAGAAUGCUGAGUUUGGGAGAUGUCCUAGAGUUUACUGCUGUGGACAACCAUGCCUCCCUGUUGGCCAGUCAGACAUUCCUCGACAAAGCAGAGUGAAUAUAUACUGUCCUCGAUGUGAAGAUGCGUAUACACCUCGGUCAAGAUAUCAUGAGAACAUUGAUGGAGCUUACUUUGGAACCACAUUUCCGCACCUGUUCUUGAUGACUUAUGGACAUCUCAAGCCACAGAAGAUUUCUCAGAGCUACGUUCCCAGAGUUUUUGGUUUCAAGGUCCACAAGCCUUGAUCCUGGUAGUGUUACCUACUGUCUAUGUUUUCCUUAUUAAUGUGCUAGCAGAGGUAAUGCUUUUAAUAGCACAUGUAGAAUUGUAAGGUUCUGUUAUAGGUUUUAUUCUCAUACAGGCUUUGGAAGAUGCUGUGUGAUAACAAAUUUACUUGGACUACGUUUAUGUAUGAAUACAAUUCUCCCUUGCUACAGUUUGUGCUUUUUUUGUUACCCUGUGAGGAUCUCUCAAAUACUGCGUUACAAACUAUUCUGUAGCGUGAUUUGUAUGUCAAUGUACACCCAAGUAUCGCAACUUGGAUUUGACACAUAA